UGCCUUUCAAUACAUUCCUAUAUUUGCUAUAAUGGAGGCGAUCAGCGAUAACCUUCGCCGUGCUCAAGAAGCAAUUGCUAGGGCACGCUUGCUAAGCACGCAGCUUUCCAGCUUGUGCAUCCAAGGAAGUGCUUCACAUCCCUCUGUUCACCCGAGUCAGUCAGAAGAAUGUAACCUGACUACAACAGAACCCGCAUCCCCUAGCCCGGAGGUUGGUCCGGACCCUCAGCAACCUGCAGUGGAGGAGCCAGGGCAGCGAUGCCAGAUCUACGAGGAUGUCGCGGAGGAGGAAACGAGCGUGUCUGGCCGAGAAACAGAUACCGCUCUAGCCGCUCUCAACGGCCCGGUCCGCGUCGUCGCACAACAGCUAGCCUCGCUGCAGCGCAAGCAGAACGAGACCCUCCGGCAGCUCCUAGUCCUUCGUAUGCAGCAAUUAAAGCUCCGGCAGCAGCAGCUGACGGCCCUGCAGGAGCUGCUGACGGCUGAGAUGGCGGUGAUCGAGGGCACACCUCUGCAGGUGUCUGCGGUGGAGCAGGCGGUGGGGCUGCUGUCGCAGUCUCUACGCGACAUGAAGGCCGCCUCGCGCGCCAUGCUGUUCAGCAAGCCGGAGGACGUGCAGUCCAUCUCAGCAGCCGUGUCGGCCACGGAUACGCGGGCAGACGAGGUGUCGCGCAUGGCCAGACAACUGCUUGGGGUACUGCGGGCCUUCCCACGGCGAGGGGGCCAGCUGCAGGAACAUGACGCCGUGCCAGGUGCGUGUUCGAGCGCAAUCGCAAGCAUCCCGGUCAUUACAUGCGAGGAGUCGUCUC
Astrephomene gubernaculifera is the source of this 809-nucleotide messenger RNA. NCBI's taxonomy places the organism in Eukaryota, Viridiplantae, Chlorophyta, Chlorophyceae, Chlamydomonadales, Astrephomenaceae. The record is from the annotation of a GenBank genome assembly.